This is a messenger RNA of Botrytis fragariae, 1523 nucleotides long. RefSeq lists its product as uncharacterized. The coding region runs from base 24 to 1523 and encodes 499 amino acids. The transcript is spliced from 11 exons. NCBI's taxonomy places the organism in Eukaryota, Fungi, Ascomycota, Leotiomycetes, Helotiales, Sclerotiniaceae. The record is from RefSeq and is a predicted model, not a curated record.
CCCCAAACAUCCGCAAUAGAAGCAUGGAGGAGCUAUCCGGCUGUUGGCGCGAAGCCGCCCGCGCCGACGCCGUCGCAAUCGAACUCCUCAAAAUCCGCACCCAUCUAACCUCCUCAUCCGUCGCACUUCUCUCCUCUUCCUCCUCUCAUCUCCACUCCCCCUCCCUAUCAGAUUCCCACCCCGAUUCCCCCGAUAUAUCCGAGUAUGAAAUCAUCACCGCGAUUCUCCGGCACGUCGAACAAACGUCCCGGCUCCUCCGCGACUUGCACGAUCUCUUCCCGAUCUUCCGAUUGCGCGUUCCGGUCGUGAUAUAUUAUUUAACAGUCAUCCUACCGUGUUUGCAAAAAACGCUCAGGGAUAUGCUGGCGUUUUUGCUCUGUGAUGAUUGGUCCAUUAGAAUGAAAUGGAUGUUGAUGCAUGAACGGUUGAAUGUACAGGGGGGCAUGACGUUGGCGUUGCGGUUUGUGAUGUAUGUGGAUUUUUUGGUGCAGUGUGUGAGAUUGUUGAGUAGAUCACCAACUUACGAUCCCACGACGUUGGAAUUGCUGCGCUUGAGGAUUUUAAGGCUGAGAUCUUUGAGGGGGAUUCCUGCACCUCCAGUUCCGAUACAGCCACAUCUUGCUCCUGCGCAACCGAAUCUUAUGGAAAUUGAGAGACGGCACUGGGCGGAAAAGAUCUUUGAUGAUCAUGCGCAACCGCUUUCGCAAGCGCUUUUGAAACACAGGCGAGAAUCGAGAUGUUGGGGUCCAUCGAUGAAUCUUAUGAAGUUGGGUAUCCCUCCGCAAUCAAAAGUUUUGUUCAAAUUAUCCUUUGACAAAAAUCACCUCUCUGUAACACUCUACCUCGAUGAUACAACACUUCAUCAAUCCCCCCAUUUGCUCUGUCGCUGGAUGGAUAAGCAAAAUAAUCCUCACUAUUCUUCUUUUGGUGUUCAUGAGCUGUGUAUUCGGAGACAUGGAAGUGCCUUGUGUUUCAAGAGGUGGAGAAUGGUGCUCUUCCACUGCUCAUUCGUAGCACUCAAAGCGCGUUCCCAACUCACAAAUUUGAUACCAAGAGAUGAUUAUAUUAUUGCUGGAGAAGUAAAGAUUUUUCAAGGAGAUGCGAAACCUGGACUAGGAAAACGAGUUACCGGACACAUAUUAGACGAUGGAUUCCACCACUCUCUCUUCGUCUACGAAAAUCAACAAACCCAUACCUUACGUCUUCACGCCGCGGUUGCAAAUGGAGAAUUGAGGAAAUGUCCUAUUUGGACUGCUUUUAUAACCGACCUCCAAGUCACAUCCGAUACUUGGCUAGCGCGACAUUCGCGUCAUCGUGUUUGGGUAAAAGAUUUGCAUCUCUAUGUUUUUUGUGAUGAAUAUUCGAGACGUGCGCAGGUGAGGAAACAUGGGGAGUUUGAAUUGAAUUUUGUGCAUGGAGCUGCAGCAGAUGCAUUCAUAAGCGUAUUCUACCCUCUAGAUUCUGACUCGGAAUCCGAGCGCGCGAUCGAAGAUAUGCCGGGGCAUGCAUCGGCUGAACUUUAA